UCGUCUGAUCAUGGAGCGUCACUGUGGGGUUUUCCAAUCAGAAUUACUCCCCUUUAAGUGCAGAGAAGAGGAGAAGAGAGCGACGUAACUGUUGUUUGCACAGCAGCCAGACUAGGAACUACGGACUUUAGACUUCUAAGACUUUAUUUUCAAUCAAGCUUUAGCGCAGACUGAUAAAGAAAGCAUUUAUACGGAGAUAUUGAGGAAACGCGUAGACUAGCUUUAGUUAGCGGUCGGGUAACGUUAGUACGACGGUCUUCUGUUUAAACCUCUUCAGAAAACAACUGUUUUGAUAUUAUUUGUUCAUUUUAGCUAUUUAGCUUUAUUAUUAUUCUCGUUUACUCGAGCUCGUGUGUUUUGCUGGUUGUAAAUACAGUUUCACACCUGGAGAAAUGUCCAGCCAGCAGUCCGUCAGACCCGAGAAGGGCAGACCGGAAGUGAUGUUACCUGGGCAACAGGCGCUGCACGAGCAUCCUCAGACCGUCUACGUCAUAUUAGACUCCUCCGAAUCUGUCAAUCUCAUCAGUGUUGAACCCCUUCUUCCUGAGUCUGGGAUCGUGGCAGAUAUUGAGGUAGAAGGUGUUUUCUCCACCGAUUCGGACGCUUUCUAUGAGCUGAAGAGUCAACCCAUCCCCCCGAGUGGCUCUGUGACCCCUGCUGACCCUGUGACCCCAGCUGGCUCCGUGAUGACAUCACGCGUGUUGAUGAGGCAGGAGCUGAUGCGACAGCAAGCUCAGGACCAGGAGAGACGGGAGGCCCAGAAACAGGCCUCCAGCGCUCAGCAGCGGCCCAAUGACGCCUCCCCUGCCAUCUCCGUCACAUCCACCCUCCCGGCUACACCGACCCAGGUGCCUGUGGAAGUGCUGAAGGUUCAAACUCACUUGGAAAACCCAACAAAGUACCACAUCCAACAAGCUCAGAGGCAGCAAGUGAAGCAAUACCUUUCUCACACCCUUGGCAAUAAAAUAGCCAAUCAGACGCUGGUGACAUCGCCCUCGCCCCAGCCCACCUCCGCUCCUGCGCUGGCUCCUGCCGCCAGUAGCACUCCCAGCAGCCCUCUGGCGGUGCUCAGCCUGGGAUCAAAUAAAGAAGAGAUCGAAGACGUCAUCGAUGACAUCAUCAGUCUGGAAUCGAGUUUAAACGAUGAAUUCAUGACACUGAUCGACUCCGGUUUGCAGCUUCCCAGCACGCUGCCAGUCUCAGGAAACCUCCUGGAUGUGUACAGCAGUCAGGGCAUGGCGGCACCCACCAUCACCGUCAGCAGCUCCUGCCCUGCAGACCUCCAAAACGUCAAGAGUGAGUUGACCGAUGCAGAGGUGAAAGCUAUUAUGAAGGAGAGACAGAAAAAAGACAACCAUAACUUAAUUGAGAGAAGAAGAAGGUUCAACAUUAACGACCGCAUUAAGGAACUAGGAGCUCUCAUUCCAAAGUCUUCUGACCCCGAGAUGCGCUGGAACAAGGGCACCAUCUUAAAGGCAUCGGUUGACUACAUCCGUAAGCUACAGAAAGAGCAGCAGAGAGCCAAAGACAUGGAGAUGAGACAGAAGAAACUGGAACACGCCAACCGCAGCCUGCUGCUGCGCAUUCAGGAGCUGGAAAUGCAAACUCGUCUCCACGGCGUCUCAUCAUCUCAGAAAUCUGACUCCACGCUGACCCAGACGCAGACUUUAACUCUGGAUCACAACCCCAGCAACGAUUUCUCCAAGACCCUCCUGUCCCUCAACCAGACCACGCCCUCUUCUUUCUUAUCUCCUCCUUCUUCCACUUCCUCAGUGGGCGGGACGGUCACCAGCCCCCUGGACCUCGGGACACUCAGCUUCAGCGAGCUGGAUGACCCCACAGCCUCCGUGUUUAAUCCAGCCCUGAUGGCGGAGAUGGGAUUAGAAGAUAUUUUGAUGGAUGACGUUGAUGCUCUGUCGCCUGUAGGGGGCGCCGAUCCCUUGCUUUCCUCUGUUUCCCCGGGAGCAUCCAAAACGAGUAGUCGUAGAAGUAGCUUCAGCAUGGAAGAAGACUUGUGAUGCCUUCAAUUCGGACGAUAGUAUUGCUUUACGAUGCAAAUCCUGCUUGCGCACUCCAUGGUCGGCCAGUAGAGGGCAGUGUAAUCCUAAAGUCUUUAGCAAUCGCCGUACUGUAGAAGUCCGAGAUCCUCAAGACUUUUUUUCUAGAGGUGACACAAGUGACUUUGGGAGCAGACGCUGACAUUUAGAGCCUCAUUUAUUGUCUGGACCUCUGAUAAUAUAUAGAAGGAUAUGUACAUAGAGUAGAUUUAGUGCUAAACACCAAUUCUGUGUUUUUAAUAUGCAGUUGUAUGAAAAGUAGCACUGUAAUAUUAACUCGUGGACACUAGCCACAUGAAUUUAUUCAAAAAGUUGGUGGAAUAGCAAAAUAAAUGAUUAUUUUAAGUUUCAGAUCUCACUCAUAUAUAGUGGGCUCCAAAAGUAUGAGACUUCAAACCUGGCGAUAUGCAAGAUUUGGAAUCGUAAAUAAAGAACAAAUAUUUUAGAUUAUGCACUUAAAAAAAGACAAUUUUUAGAUUCUCGUUUUUCAUUAAAUUAAUUUACAGGUGUGAAGCUAAUAAUAUACACUAUUGUUUAAAGGUUUGAUUCAGUCAGUAACAUUUUUAAAUAAAUGAAUACUUUAAAAGAUGCAUUAAAUUGAUCAAAAGUAACAGUGUAGAAAUUUAUAAUGUUGCAAAAGAUUUCUAUUUCAAAUAAGAAAUAUAACUUUUUUUUUACAACAUUGGUAAUAAUAAAAAAAAAGUUUCUUCAGCACCAAAUCAGAAUAUGAGAAGGACUCCUGAAGCAACAUGUGACCCUGAAGUCACAUGUAUAUUUGAAUAUAUUUGAAUUGAAAACAGUUAUUUUAAAUAGAAAUAAUAUUUCACAAUAUUACUAUUUUUACUGUUUUUUUUUUUUUUUUUAAAUAAAUGACUUGAAGAAAAAAAAUCUUACCAAACCCAAACUUGAACAAUAGUGUAAUAAAAAAAAAGAUAAUAUUAAAUUAUAAAAGUCUCAGAUGUUUGGAGCUGACUGUAUGUUAGUGUUUACAGUACUAGCUCAUGAAAUACAAAAGGGACAGUUUUUUUUUUUUUUUUUUUAAAUGUGUGAGUGUGUGUAUCUGCACGUCGCACAUCCAUGCAUUUGAUAACGGUGGCAGUAAACCUGUUCCUAAACCUGCUUUUAAUGUCCUCAGGAAAAAGCAACAGACAGAAAACAGAACAUCCUGUUCAGCUCGGCUUUCAUUUCCUGCUGGCAUUUUUGUGUUCUUCUGUGAAACUUCUUCUGUUUGAUUAUUGAGCAAAUUAAAACCAGCUUCUCAUCGAGGGUCUGAAAGAUUUAUAGGGAUCCCAAACGGCACGAAGAAAGUCAAAAGAGUCUUUCUAUUAUAAACUAAUAUUGAGAUCAACAAGUCAUAGCAACAUAACUUCAGCUUAAUUUUUUAAGUUAUAACAUUCAACUUGAUUGUUAAAGUCAAUUUAAUAUAAUUGAAGCUGAAAUGACUUUUACAGCCAAUUUGCUAUAAGCAUCUGAACUUAAGUCUUUAAGAUGAAGUAGGUGGAAUUAGUUUACAAUGCACCUACUGUAUUUGUGCCAUUGAUUUGCAGCGCAUCUCGACCUCUCUAACUUUGAUUUGAGUUUCAUGCACCGAUGUCAGACUGUCUAUGCAAGUACUUUCAUAGUGAAGUAGCAGAUGACAGUCAUGUUUCCUUUGACAUUCAAAGACCUUCCAGCUCAGAAUAUUGUUCUUGUUCUCUGCCAGAGAGCAAUGAAUCAUAUCAAUGAAUCAUCAAACCUUCAUUAUCGUGUAUUUCUUACUGCAAUCCAACAUCCCUUAUUAGGAUUAUCAUGACAUUCACAAGUUCUGUUUUUAUUUCUACAGAGACUCGUUUUGCUAUAAAUGCGUUUCUUACAUGCUUAUAGUCAGAUGAAUGUUUAUUGAAUUACUUUAAAGUUGAAUUUACUUCUGGAUGACCAUGUUAAAAAUUAGCUUUUUUAAGAUUUUGGCAUUGAUUUAUUUUUAUUUUUUUAUACUCUGAUAUAAAAAAGGAGGAGGAGUUUUAUCGUGUAUAUUAGCAAUAGCAGCUUGUGAAACUACUGUAGUUAUGCAACAUUACAGUUCAUAUGUGUUGAUGUGUCCUCUUAAACCCCAAUAUCUAUACAUUAUAAGCUGAUUUAGCACAAUGGCUUACAUGUAUUUGAAAAAGAGUUUAUAGUUUUUACUACAUAUAUCAACUUAUGUUAUAUAUUUAAGAUUAAACUAUAUAUUUUCACUGCUAUUUCCUUAAAAAUUCUAACCGAAAGACAUUUCUAUCCACAGUGAUGGAUAGUUUUAGUACCUUGCUGGUGAAGAGGGAAAGAUUUAUGUUUUAAAACUAAUACAUUCUAGAAAAUCACAAAACAGGCCAAUUUUGGUGUUUCUGGUCAAAAAUGGCCAUCGUUUAAAAAAAAUAGCUUGUAAAUCUUUCAUUCUGCUAUAUUAUCACCAAAUACUGGAUUCAAUCUUUUUGUCAACAUGUUUUCUUUCAGUGUUCUCUCAAAAACUGAAGUGCAUUCGUACAAUCAGUGAGGCCUACAAUCGAUCAGGGCCAAAAAGAAAUACAAAACCUGUGCUAACUGAAACAAAACAAGUUGAUUAAAAAACGUGAUACAGUAUUUGUUAAUAAAAUAGCAUAACUAUUUUUAUUUCGCUCAUUUUUGACUGGGAACACCGCAAGUGUAACAAGGAAAAAAAAUAUAAAAUUGGGAAAAUCUGUAGAUUUUACAAUCUGUAGAUUUUAUUAAAUGCAAUAAGAUUAACUAGCAUUUUUGUGGAAAAGAAAAUAUAAAAAUGAGCUGGUAUAGAUUUUGGAUCAAUGCUAUGUCAGUGUGUACAUCACGUCACUUUAAGAUGGUUUUAUCUCUGGUAAAGACAUCGGUUGUCUUAAAAAUCUCUACUGGUCGUGUUCAGCCACCGUGUGAUUGCAUGAUCACUGCUAAAGAUCAGUAACCAUUGGGAAUCACAAUAGAUAAAUGAAGUACUUUUGUAUAUAUUUCUUUUGAUGCCUCCAUGUUGGAUGUCCAGUGAUGGGAUCUGGGCAUUUCUUGUGUUUUUGGAGGUUACCCUGCAGUUUCUGCCUCAUGAAAUGUCCUCAAACUUGCCAUCAGUUCUGUGGUCGGUGCUGUGGAGAGCUACAAAAAUAACGUAUAUAUACCUGUAUAACUGUACUUCAGGAGAAUAGAGAAGAAUUAGACCGAGUUUACAUUAAUCUCAUACUUGAUAAUGUCCUGUAGAUGUCCAGUGUCCGGUCAGACUUGAGCAAAGGGAACGUGUUUGUCGUUUAUUCUGUAUUUCAGUAGGUCCAGCGUGCCUGUGGAUGUUUAUUCCUGUAUUCUCUACAACAUUAAAACAAGCAUCAGUUUUGCAG
Messenger RNA from Carassius gibelio (silver crucian carp), 5404 nucleotides. Its product is annotated as transcription factor E3-like. NCBI's taxonomy places the organism in Eukaryota, Metazoa, Chordata, Actinopteri, Cypriniformes, Cyprinidae. The record is from RefSeq and is a predicted model, not a curated record. Gene Ontology annotation, cellular component: nucleus. Gene Ontology annotation, biological process: regulation of transcription by RNA polymerase II. Gene Ontology annotation, molecular function: DNA-binding transcription factor activity, RNA polymerase II-specific; protein dimerization activity; RNA polymerase II cis-regulatory region sequence-specific DNA binding. The transcript is spliced from 10 exons. Bases 393 to 2018 code for a protein of 541 amino acids.